AUGUCAACAAAAAUUAAAAGUAAAGUUAAUAUCAAUGUAUCUGAAGACGUAAUAGAUAUACCAGGUAAUAAAUUAUUAGAAUGGUUAUUAGAUAGAAAGAAAAUAGCACAACAUUGGAAAAGAUCACAAUCAUCAUUACUUCAAUUAAUAAAUGAUGCAUGUGAACAAACUUUAAAAGAAAAAAAUUUCGAGCAAUUACCAGGAGGAAACACAAAGACUUUAUUUGGUAACUAUUCAAAUCCAAAUACUCAAAAAUGGUAUGAAGUAAUUAAAACAUACGAAAAAGACUACUACCACAUUGCAGAAUCUUGUCAAAUAUUUACAAACAAUUUAAAUUAUGAAAUACCAGCAUUAAAAAAAACAAUUGAAAAAUCAAUAAAGGUUUUAGAAGAAGAUUCAAAGAAAUCAUAUGAAAAAACUAAAAAUACUUCAAUUAAUACAUUUAAAAAAGCUUGCAGUGAUUUAGGUAUUACAGGUGAAAAAAUUAGAGAAGAAAUUUUAGAACUACCAUUUCAAUUAAAUUCAAUAUUUGACGAAAUUUCAAAACAAUUAUUAAAUAAUGAACAAAUUAAAAGUGCAAUAGAAUAUUAUAAAGAUAUAUUAAAUUUAACAAAUGUAGUAUUAGAAGAAAAAGAUAAUCCAUUACCAUUAUUAUCAUUCUUAAUAAAAUAUGGAAAUAUAACAAUGAUUGAAAGAGAAACCAUUUUAAACCCAAACAAACAAAUAGAAAAUAAUAAAAAUAAUAAAAAUAAUAAUAAUGAUGAUAAAAACAAUAGUAAUAAUAAUAAUAAUAACAAUAUAGAAAUUGAUUGGUGUAUGGAUAUUAAAUCUGAGGAAAAUAGUGAUCAACCAAAUAUUGUUUGGGAAGAUAAUUUAGAACCAUUAACUGAAUCAAAUUCACAAGCAAUUCAAUGGGGUGACGAUUUUUCAAUGAAUACUAUUGAAAUUGUAGAAGAAUCUUCAAAUGACUUUGAAAUUACAUUAGAAGAAAGUAGUAAUGAUCAAUUUAAAAUUGAAAGUAAUAAUGAAACAAAUAAUAAAAAAGAAGAAAAACAAGAAAAAGAAAAAAAAGAAAUACAAGAAUCAUAUGACCCAAAUGAAACUAUUUUAUCCUAUAGACCAUUAAGAAAUCAAUUUUUAGAUGAAUUAUACCAAUUAGAUAUAUUUUUAAAUAAUAGAAUAAACGAAAUUGAAAAAUCAUCUUCAUCAGUAUUUGAUCAAAUAUUAAAUGAAGACUCUGUAACAAGUGCUCAAUGUAAAGAAUAUUCAAAUAUUUUAAAUCAAAUUUUAAAUAAAUUAACAAAUAACAGAGUUAGACAAAUAUUAGAGAUAAAGUCAAGUAAAAAAUUUAUUGACCGUUUAGUAGUUCAAUUCACACAAAAACAACAAGCAAUAUCAAAAAAUAACCAAUCAAUCAAGGAUAAUGAAGAGAAAAUUGAAAACUUGAAUUUAAUUUUAGGGGAAUCAAAGAAUAAGAUCGAUCUAUUAAAUAAAGAAACUAGAAUUUUAAAAUCAAAUUUAGAACAAUUAAUAUCAAAUAAUUUAUUUGAAAAGAAAAAGAUCAAUUUAAUGAUACCAUAUAAUUUAAAUUAA
This is a messenger RNA of Dictyostelium purpureum, 1593 nucleotides long. RefSeq lists its product as uncharacterized. Gene Ontology annotation, cellular component: endomembrane system. The transcript has 4 exons. Gene Ontology annotation, biological process: regulation of cyclin-dependent protein serine/threonine kinase activity; regulation of mitotic cell cycle. The record is from RefSeq and is a predicted model, not a curated record. NCBI's taxonomy places the organism in Eukaryota, Evosea, Eumycetozoa, Dictyosteliales, Dictyosteliaceae. Bases 1 to 1593 code for a protein of 530 amino acids.